Molecule: messenger RNA, 2463 nt
Organism: Eleginops maclovinus (Patagonian blennie)
Lineage: Eukaryota; Metazoa; Chordata; Actinopteri; Perciformes; Eleginopidae
Gene: gatm
Product: glycine amidinotransferase (L-arginine:glycine amidinotransferase)
Exons: 9
Coding region: 129-1394 (421 amino acids)
Cellular component (GO): mitochondrion
Molecular function (GO): amidinotransferase activity
Source: RefSeq, a predicted model, not a curated record
GUCUUAGAGGCACGUAGACCCAGGGCUAUAAAGUUGGCUGCUUGCUGAGGCGUCUUCAUUUUUGAGCAAACUGAGGAGUGGAUCCUGCGCUGUCGUGUGCUUUCACUGACUCACUAUUACAUUGGACAAUGCUGCGAGUCAGGUGUCUGAGAGGAGGUAGCAGGGGGGCCGAAGCUGCCCAUCUGAUCGGAGCCAUGCUUGGCCGGUCAGUGACUGGAUGGGUGCAGAGGGCCUUCCAGAGCACCUCCAGUGCAGCAGCUGCACAGCCCCACGAUGCAGUUGACCAUGUUACUGAGCUUGUGGAGCAGGAAUGUCCUGUCUGCAGCCACAAUGAAUGGGACCCUCUGGAGGAGGUGAUCGUGGGUCGCGCUGAAAAUGCCCAUGUACCUCCAUUCACCGUGGAAGUGAAAGCUAACACAUAUGAGAAGCAUUGGUCUUUCUAUAUGAAGCAUGGGGGCCAGUCUUUUCCUGCGGACCACUUGAAAAAAGCUGUUGCUGAGAUUGAGGAAAUGUGCAAUAUUCUGCGUCAUGAGGGCGUCAAUGUAAGGAGACCAGAACCCAUCGACUGGUCCAUGGAAUACAAAACUCCAGACUUCACAUCACCAGGCAUGUAUGCGGCCAUGCCCAGAGACAUCCUUCUGGUUGUGGGGAAUGAGAUUAUUGAGGCUCCUAUGGCCUGGAGGGCUCGCUUCUUUGAGUACAGAGCCUACAGACCUUUGAUCAAGGAGUACUUCAGAAACGGUGCUAAAUGGACAACUGCUCCUAAACCCACAAUGGCCGAUGAGCUGUACGAUCUGGACUACCCCAUCCGCACAGUGGAGGACAGACACAAGCUAGCUGCAGAGGGGAAGUUUGUGACCACAGAGCACGAGCCGUGCUUUGAUGCUGCCGACUUCAUCCGGGCUGGGAGGGACAUUUUUGUCCAGAGGAGUCAGGUAACAAAUUACAUGGGUAUUGAGUGGAUGCGCAGACAUCUGGCUCCAGACUACAAAGUCCACACAAUCUCAUUCAAGGAUCCUAACCCCAUGCACAUUGAUGCCACUUUCAACAUCAUUGGACCAGGAUUGGUGCUGUCAAACCCUGAUCGUCCAUGUCACCAGGUUGACAUGUUCCAAAAGGCUGGGUGGACUAUUGUGAAACCUCCGACGCCUGUGAUUCCUGAUGAUCAUCCUCUGUGGAUGUCCUCCAAAUGGCUGUCCAUGAACGUCCUGAUGUUGGAUGAAAAGCGUGUUAUGGUUGACGCAAAUGAAGGCACCAUUCAGAAAAUGUUUGAGAGCCUCGGUAUCAAGACCGUUAAGGUGAAUAUUCGCCAUGCUAACUCCCUGGGGGGUGGCUUCCACUGCUGGACAACUGAUGUCCGCCGCCGCGGUACCCUGCAGUCCUACUUCCACUAGCCUUGCCAGAAAUGGGCAGUUUUUAUUGAGCUUUACAGAUUAAAGCUUCAGUGCAGAGUCUUAGUUUAAUUAUUGAAUCUUCAUUGUCAGUCAAUUGUUUAUGUACACACAAAUCAAAGAUCUGCUGUUGGCAAAUUUCUUUAAAAAGUAUUUGAAAUGUGUGUGUUUAAGUGUCACCUGCUGCAACUCAAAGUCAAAGCAGUGAGCAAUAUAUUAUUCAGACCUGAUUUAUUAUGGAGCAAUCUAAUGACAGGUGGUACCUGUCCCAGACAUGUAUGCAUUGUUUUGAUUUGAUUUGAUUUGACAUUGCUAUGCAUCACAGUGCCUUUGCAAACAGCUUUAUUCAGAUAUACAUUUAUGCUCAAUAGUGACAAAUUAGUGAUUAAAUUAAUCUCAAUAUUAACUGCAUUUCUGGCCUGGCUAUUGUGAAGCUGAAUUGAUUAUGGCUCAUACAUAAAAAUGCCAUAAGUUUAAGGACAAGGUACAAUUUGGUAUGUGAAAGUCAUCAAACAAGGAGGAGUGAAUCUACCUCCUUGAGGAAACGUCAGACAUCAUAAUUCUUUCUUUUUCCAAAGUAUUUUUUUAUUUAAAGCAAUGUAUAAAAGUUUUGAAGUAGGUCAUUAAACAAUAUACAUUUCUUAUCGCUAGUUUAAUAUUUUGUAAAGAUUUGAAUUGAAUGAACAAGACAAGUUUUAUUUAUAUUUUCAUACUCUAUAUUGGAUUACCCAACAAUCAGUGUUUUUAUAUAUUUACUUAAAAAGUAUGCGGUCCAUAUCAGAUAUUGUUUACCUUUUGCCUUUUCUGCUAUUGCAAAUCUGGGCCAGUUAUAUGCUACUUUCACUGAACUGAUUGGUUGCUUUUGUGUGCAAAGCAAAAAUGCCUGAAGAAUGAAAGAUGUUCUGUUGUGAAGAUGCUUUAAAAUGUCCUUUACUGCGUACAGUGGAUACUAAAAUAUAUUAAAAGGCUCUUCAAGCCUGCCUUUGAAUGAAUUCAAAGAAAGCUAUGGCUCAACAGAGGAAUGCAAGUAAUGUUUUGUAUCAUGCAAUGUUAUUAAAUGUAAUUAAAAAUU